Molecule: messenger RNA, 771 nt
Organism: Candida tropicalis MYA-3404
Lineage: Eukaryota; Fungi; Ascomycota; Pichiomycetes; Serinales; Debaryomycetaceae
Gene: GRX3
Product: monothiol glutaredoxin
Exons: 1
Coding region: 1-771 (256 amino acids)
Molecular function (GO): 2 iron, 2 sulfur cluster binding
Source: RefSeq, a predicted model, not a curated record
AUGGGAGUAAUUGAAAUUGAAUCAGAACAACAAUUCACCGAUCUUACUAAAUCUGAAGUAACCAAAUUAAUUGUACUUUAUUUCCAUACACCAUGGGCAGGACCAUGUAAAUCUAUGAAUCAAGUUUUCAAAACUAUUGCUGAUUCAAAUAAUUCAAAUUCUGAUAUUUUAUUCUUAAGUAUAAAUGCUGAUGAAUUACUGGAAAUUAGUGAAAUUUUUGAAGUUAAUGCUGUUCCAUAUUUUAUCUUGAUUAGAAAUCAAACUAUUUUGAAAGAAUUAUCUGGUGCUGAUCCAAAAGAAUUUAUUCAAGCAUUAGAACAAUUUUCAAAUUCAUCUAAUAAUAAUAGUAAUAAUAACAGUUCAACAAAUUCUGGUUCUGUUGCUGCUAAUACUACUACUCAAGCAAAUAAUGAAUCCAAAAAAGAAGAAAACUCCAGUGCACCAGUAGAGGAAUCUGAAGAAGCAUUAAAUGAAAGAUUGGAUAAAUUAACUAAAGCUGCUCCAAUUAUGUUAUUUAUGAAAGGUUCUCCAAGUUCACCACAAUGUGGUUUCUCAAGACAAUUAGUUGCCAUUUUAAGAGAACAUCAAGUUAGAUUUGGAUUUUUUGAUAUUUUGAAAGAUGAUUCUGUAAGACAAGGUUUGAAAACUUUUAGUGAUUGGCCAACUUUCCCUCAAUUAUAUAUUAAUGGGGAAUUCCAAGGUGGAUUAGACAUUAUCAAAGAAAAUAUUGAAGAAGAUGAAAAAUUCUUUGAGCAUGCAUUAGAAGGUUAA